Messenger RNA from Sycon ciliatum, 2869 nucleotides. RefSeq lists its product as uncharacterized. Bases 260 to 2158 code for a protein of 632 amino acids. NCBI's taxonomy places the organism in Eukaryota, Metazoa, Porifera, Calcarea, Leucosolenida, Sycettidae. The record is from RefSeq and is a predicted model, not a curated record. The transcript has 3 exons.
UUCGCCACGUGUCGACUCGAACGAUCCUGGCGCCACGGCAGCUAGGUAGAGUUGGGAAUAAAAAGGAGAGCGGGCUUGCUCCUGGAUCCAGUCCCACUGUUUUACCCUACGCCGGUGAAAGCUGCGUUGGACUUAUGCAGUUGCAGAGUCUUUCCCACUCUGGCACAACAUUGAACUGCCUUCUCCGAAUCUUAGAGUUGGACUCAAGAGUUUUGCUGGUACACCCCUAUCCGCCAAGAGAUAUCGUAUCGCUGAGAGAAUGGCUCAGCCUUCGGCAGACGCCUCAGCAGCGCAGAUAUCGAAGGAAAUCGGACUAGCGUGCAAGUCAGACUUCAACGAGUAUCAGCACGCUAGCAAGGAGAAAAGUUGGGUGGUGGUUAGUAUCCAAGCGCCUCAGUGCCAGGAGGAUGAAGAGGGAGAAGUCAGUGAGAAGGAUCGGGCACCGCUGGAGCUCGUUGCCGUGAUUGAUAAAAGCGGCAGCAUGAGUUCAAACAGUAAACUAGAUAUGGUCAAGGAAACUAUGCUCUUCGUCAUCCAACAAUUGAGUGCGAAAGACAAGCUGGGGGUCGUCCUGUAUGAUUCUGAUGUGACAUCAACUGGUACACUCAAGAAGAUGGAUGCGAGCGGCAAAGCGGAAAUUACUGAUCUGAUCGAACGCUUGCGCACAGGGUCCUGCACCAAUCUAUCCGGUGGACUUUUGGAAGGAUUGGCAAUGAUUGAAGACCUGCAGAAACAGAACGCCGGCGGCGAUACAGGUGCCGGAAAGGAGAAGAAAACGGUGUCAUCAAUUCUUCUGAUGACGGAUGGCAUGGCCAAUGAGGGCCUAACCUCGCAGCAAGAUAUCAUUGCCUGCUUAACGCAACGAGGCCGCAACGACUUCUAUCCCGCUGGUGAGUAUCGCGCCACCAGCGGUCGGCAUCAAGCUCGACAGAUGUUGGGCCGGAGACAGGCACAACCACAACAACGUCAGCAACAGGCACAACAAAGCUCAAUGCUGGGCAAUCUUGUGCAAGCUGUCAAUCCAUUCCGCUUUUUUGGCUCUUCCUCUGCUACACAGUCAUCACCUCCAAUGAGUCAAACUAACCAACUACAGCAGCAACAGAUGCCGCCUCCGAUGCAGCAGCAACAGAUGCCGCCUCCGAUGCAGCAGCAACAGAUGCCGCCUCCGAUGCAGCAGCAACAGAUCCCGACUCAGAUGCAGCAGCAACAGAUGCCACCUCCAAUGCAGCCGCAACAGAUGGCGCCUGAACAACUACAACCACCACUGCCUCCACCAGCAGCACCAACUCCUCCAUCAGCAGGUUCUUCUGAACUAAGUGACGUUGUGGCUGCGAGUAUCUACACCUUUGGCUUUGGUGCUGAUCACAAUGCCACGUUGUUGCAAGCGUUGAGUGACGCUGGCAAUGGGGUCUACUACUACAUCGAUACAUCUGAGAAGAUCCCAGAGUCCUUUGCCGACUGCUUGGGUGGCUUGCUGAGCACAGCCGCUCAGAAUAUCUCUCUGGAAAUCACGGCUGAGAACGGCUGUAACAUAAGCGAAGCCUAUGCAGGUCGAAGCACCAAAUCAAGAGACAGUGGCGUUGCCAUUACGUUGCCUCUGGGAGAUAUCCAGUCAGAAGAAUGCCGCGACUGUGUGUUCUGCUUGGAUCUGCCCGAGAUACCUGAAGAGUGUGGUGAAUGGGUUAUUCUCAAGGCUAAGCUGACCUGCUUCAAUGUCAUCACAAGUAUGCUGGAGGUAAAGGAAGCCUUGCUGAAAGUACGCAGAGUCAAGGAACUUCCAGCUGAUCGCUCACCCAACCCUGAUGUUGACCAGCACCGUAACCGUAUAACGUCAGCUCAAGUCAUUGAGCAUGCAUCAGCACUGGCGAACCAAGGAGAUCUUGGUGGAGCAAGACAUAUGCUGGUUCAGCAACAACAAGUAAUCCGUUCGAGUGCAUCAAAUGCUUGCCAAGUAACAACAGAGCUGGACCGGGACAUGGAUCGCGUUGCAGAGAACCUGACCUCCGCAUCCAGAUGGGAGCAUGGCGGCAAGCAUUUGAGCUCCAAUAUCGGACAGAAGCACAUGGCGCAGCGCAGCAACGAUACCACUGAGUCAGGCUAUACCAACCGCAUGAAGGCCAAGAAGAAGGCUGACUUCUCCCUCUUCUCCAAGCGAUGAUCAGAUGGCAAGCGGUUAUGAGAAUAACUGAUUGUCUCUCGCGGUGACAUACCACCACCGUCGUUACCAUCUAGAAAAACACCGCACAGGUACAUAGGUUCAGUGUGCGCUCUUACCUGCAGCAAGACCUCAUGUAUACAAUGUAUGUUCUCCGACAGGAUGCCGUGUAUUAUCUGAUUAAACUGCACGCGCAGGUCGCUAGAUUUGUCUAUACUACACUAUAGCUUGUUGAAUAUCUGUAUAUCUGAAUGACAUUUGGUAGGACGGACACACAUCUUCUGUCUAGCAUGUAAACAUACUGUGCAAUUGACUUGUUCCAUGUUAGGCGAAAUUCGCUGUGGCAUCCUUUUUUUAUUCCUUAUCCUCACAAUGACCAUAGCCAACAACAGAGAUUGUCUGGUCAUCCAGCAGUAUUUCAAUCACAUGUACAAUCUAUAUUUGCUCUCCGAUCUGAAAAACUAUAUCUUCCCAAAAUUUAAGUGGGUGUUGCUUUGCAUUUUUGAGUUGUAGUCAGAUUGGUACAUUUCCCAUGGCCUUACAAGUUUCUUCAUCAGACUCAUCACCCAGUAACAUUCGGUAUUCUUUUUUUGCAAUGGGACGUCGCUCAUACAUUUUCAUUACCCAUCUUCGAUGCGCUUUCCAUCUCCUCGUUGGAGCUUCAAGUUCCUAACCAGAGCCUCCCGAGUUUCAAGGUUGUCGCUUUGCUCCUGA